UCGUACUGAACCAGUCCAGUCGAGCGUUAGUACGCGUGGCUGCCGUUUCGUUGUUUCGGCGGCGCUCGGCGCAAGGUUCGGUCUGGUCGGUGUGGUGGUGGGCCCUCUCGGCAGGAGGGAGGGGGUAACCUGGUUCCGCGCAUAGAGCAACAGACAAGGAAAAAGAUAGUCCGCGGAGAGAGAAAGCAGGACAGAAAUCAGAGCAGGACGGUGCAGAGAGCGGAGACCAACGUGUCUCCUCUCCGUGUGCAUGCGUUCCGUGCCCGUCGUACGGCAGCGCACGGUGUGUGUGCGUCGUCGCCGCGCCGCGAGAAAGAGAAAGAGAGGGAGAGAGAGGGAACGAGAGUAACAAGACAGAAGGACGUAUGCGUGGCGCGGUGAGAAACGUGUUACGAACAGUGACAGACAAGAUGGCGGUGUGCCUUGUGCGGUGGUAGUAACGGUGGUGCGUGUGGCGCGUCGAAGAUAAAAAAGAAACGAGAAAAAGAAAAAAGGGAAAAAGGAGAACGCGGGAGGUACGACGGAAGGAAAGGGGGUUGGAAAAGGGUUGGCAGCUGGGAUAACGUGGUAUGGAGCCAGCUCUUACGUCGACCACGAGACGUCGCGGUCAUCAGCAUCAUCCGCGGCACGCAACGCGCCGACGUUUCGACGCCUCCAGCAGAGGACCCGCGCAGUGUGGCCCUGCUGGUAUCGUUAAGAACACGGUGAUCGGCAUCGACGAGCAAUCGUCGACCGUCACGUCGGCCAGGCUCGACGAAAAAAGCUGUGUCAUCGACACGGAGUGUUCGCCGCCGCCGGUGACACGAGCCGCGACCGUCGGCGCGAGGUGGCACCGUAACCCCGCGAUACCGCCGUCUUUGAUCGUCAAAGACACGUCGAAGGAAGAGACGACGAACAUCGAACAAAGGCUCGCGCAGUGUAGCCCCGAUGUUCGAACCGAACGACACGAACAACAACAACAGCAACAACGGCCCGUCCGUAAGAGUAAACACGAAGACGAGAGCUAUGACAGCUUCGACGUUGACGCGUCGUCGUUGGACAGGCCACGGAUGGGACCUCAUGGCAAAGAGAUCGACGACGACACGUUCUUCGAUACGAGGGGCAAAGAUGCAUCGCCGGAGCCUGAGCACGCGGUCGCGAGGGCUCGCGGCGACGGGAACUCGGACGAUGACGAGGAUCCCGAGCUGGUCGAGUUGGCCAAACUCAGAUGUCCCAGCGAGAGGGCCGAGGUGCAGGCCGAGAGGGAGGCCAGGAGACGAAGAAGAUGCGCCGAUUAUCCUGGACUGGCUUUCGGCUCCUCCAUAUUCUCCAGCGAAACGAUGAUUAAGUUCCGGCUGAUACAGAACGAACUGCAGAACACUAUGGGGAACCAGCUGAAACGGGCUGAAUCGGAAGUCGCCGCUCUGAACCGUCGCAUCCAGCUGUUGGAGGAGGACCUCGAGAGAUCCGAGGAGCGCCUCGCAACCGCCACUGCUAAAUUAGCAGAGGCGUCGCAGGCCGCGGACGAGAGCGAACGGAUACGCAAGGCACUCGAAAACCGUACCAAUAUGGAGGACGACCGGGUAUCCUUGUUGGAGCAGCAGCUAGCACAGGCUAAACUGAUCGCCGAGGAGGCGGAUAAAAAAUACGAGGAGGUCGCCAGAAAACUAGUCAUGAUGGAACAGGAUCUCGAGCGCGCCGAGGAGAAGGCGGAACUGUCGGAAGGGAAGAUCGUCGAGCUGGAGGAGGAACUGCGCGUGGUUGGCAACAACCUGAAAUCCCUCGAGGUCUCCGAGGAGAAGGCGACGCAAAGAGAGGAGACUUUCGUGGGACAGGUGAAGAUCCUGGAUAGUCAAUUGAAGGAGGUAAGUGAUCGAUGAACCGGAAGUUGGGUCUUCCGGAGCCGCGAAAUUCGAAUUCGAAGAUGUUGUGAAAAGAAGUUAAAAUUCUCGGGUUAUUUUACCAUAAUUAUUUAAAUGAUCUUUUAUCAUUUUUCGUUAUCGCAUCUUGAAUCGGAGACAUUGUUUUCGUUGUUUCGUAGUUUAAUUGGAUAUUGUACA
Molecule: messenger RNA, 2039 nt
Organism: Nomia melanderi (Alkali bee)
Lineage: Eukaryota; Metazoa; Arthropoda; Insecta; Hymenoptera; Halictidae
Source: RefSeq, a predicted model, not a curated record